CAGCUGUGUUCGGUUGUGAUUUGGGUCUUGGUUGUUUACAUUUUCGCGGGAUGACCACUCCCGAGGGGAAGGAGGGCGCGGGCCCCAACGGGCAGCCGCCGCAGUCGUGGGUGCAGUUCGACGAGGAGGACGGGAACCAGCAGGCGCCGGCGUCCAGGGCCGACAGCACGCCCGCCGUCAUCGACGCACAGGCCGUCCAGGUGAGCCUGGAGAACCACAGCACAGACAAAAAUGUGUCAAGAACGGUCUCAGAACCAGUUAAUGGAGUGCGUAAAACUUCAGUAACUUCACCAACAACGCCCUCCAGUAUCACCUCAGAUACGCGAGUUACAAUGUCGCAACUCAGCCCAGCACAACUCCAUAAUGUCCCUCUACAUGACCCUUCAGCACGGCCACCUGCCAAUGCUCAGCCUGUGAUUAGACAAGGAUUCUCAAAUGGGGAUGUAAUUGUAACGUUAUUACCCCAGAACACUUCAUUGCCAUGGGUUACUCCAGCACAGUUCAGGCCAGAACUUGUUCCUGAAGAGCUGAUGGCUCAAGGCCUCACACUUACAGUUGAAGACUAUGUUCACAUAAUGUCUCAGCUGGUCAAUGACUACCGUUUCACCUUGUAUAAUGUGUGCUACAAGCGUAUCCUCAUGGCCUGGAUCAUCUUGGGUUUUGUUAUCCUUUUGGGUAUCCUCUUCUCAGGCCUGACUCAAUUAAAAUUAUUUGGUGCUGGAAUUGGCUGGCUGAUGGUUAACGCAGCUGCGAUAUUUUUCUGUAUGUGGGUGAAGAUCCAGCUGAACAAAUCAUUAGAACGUUGCAUUGCUGGAAUCAACCUCCAGCUUCUGAGACAUAAGAUUCUAUUAGGUCUGGAUGACCGAGGGAAACUCUCUUGUCACAAGGUCAAUCUCUGCUUCAUCUAUUUUGAUACUCAUGAUUGCGUGGCCAAGUUGCAAGAGAUUAUUGAGCAAGAGGAGCGGGCUGGACGCACUGUGAAUAGCGAGGAGGCCAAAAUGUCCCCUCUUCACCAGCGCAUGGAUAUUGAUGACUCCGACAUUAUCAUCACAGGAGCAACUAACACCCGCAUCUCAAGGCAACAAGACAGAGCACGUAUUCUACUAGCGCGAUAUAGUCAACGUUGGGUGAAGGGAGUAGCUCGAGGGUCUCUGUCAAUAUCAAGUGAUGCAAGUGACUCCACUAGUCCUCCUUCAUUACCUCCUCGCCACAGUUCCUCAAAACAGUGCCUGUGCCAGUAUAUUGAAGACCACCUCCACUACAAGCCACAAGGUUGCUUUGCUCUGUGUGAUAUGUGGCAGCAGGGGAGCAGUAGCGCUCUCCAGACUGGACCUCAAACGGGAACUAACCUUGCCUGAAGAGGCCAGAAGUUUUGUCAGCAGUUGUGAAUAUCUUCUACUUUCAUUAUUGGUGAAAGAAAGCUCUUAAACUGGUUCUUGCACAGUAUGAUGAUUAUAAUUUUUUAUGUUCAUCCACUACCCUUACUUUGAAUUUUAUUGAUUGUUUGGAUUGCUACAUACAAAUUGUUAUUAUUAUUGGUAAUGAUUGUAAUCUAUUAUGCUGUGUGGGAAUUAGUCCUUCUGUCUUAUUUUCUAUUUUUCUGAGUAUAUGUUGCACUUUAAUUUCAUUGCACUGCACCUGAAAUGUGUGAUGAUAUAUUAUCUUGCCUGGCUUGUUUUCACUCUUAUUGUCCUGUUACCAUAUUUGGAAUAUUAUAAUUUAUUUGUGAUAUCCUGAUUAAGAAUAUAUAAUUUUAAAGAUUUUCUUGUUUAUAUAUAAUUUCUAAUACCUGUAAUUCCAAUAUCAUUAGAUUAAUAUAUUAAUUGUUUUGAUGUAUUUUAAUGAUUACCAAGUGAACUUUAAAACAUAUUUGCAUAUGAUGACAGGUCCAGUGAUGUAAGUUGUCUCGUUAAUAUUAUCGUGUGUGCAUGUUGUAUCUUGCAGGGGAAUGUCUGUGGUGUGUGCAGUUGGCUGACGUCAUGCCAUCAUAUAAUGCUGCUUAAUAUAUAUAACAGAAAUUAUAGUAAAAAUAAGAAGUGUGUCAAGUAUUAUUAUUAUUAUUAUUAUUAUUAUUAUUAUUAU
Penaeus indicus is the source of this 2082-nucleotide messenger RNA. Its product is annotated as transmembrane protein 268-like. Bases 51 to 1358 code for a protein of 435 amino acids. The transcript is spliced from 9 exons. NCBI's taxonomy places the organism in Eukaryota, Metazoa, Arthropoda, Malacostraca, Decapoda, Penaeidae. The record is from RefSeq and is a predicted model, not a curated record.